This is a messenger RNA of Contarinia nasturtii (swede midge), 1806 nucleotides long. It is a transcript of the gene Hph, whose product is annotated as egl nine homolog 3. The coding region runs from base 413 to 1558 and encodes 381 amino acids. Gene Ontology annotation, molecular function: L-ascorbic acid binding; peptidyl-proline 4-dioxygenase activity; ferrous iron binding. The transcript has 10 exons. Gene Ontology annotation, cellular component: nucleus; cytoplasm. The record is from RefSeq and is a predicted model, not a curated record. Gene Ontology annotation, biological process: peptidyl-proline hydroxylation to 4-hydroxy-L-proline; cellular response to hypoxia. Lineage: Eukaryota; Metazoa; Arthropoda; Insecta; Diptera; Cecidomyiidae.
UGUUUCGUGAUAAUGUUUAGCAAUUCACUAAAUGAAAUAAAAACCAGAACUUGACGAAAACGAAAAAGAGAAAAAUUAGUGCUUUUUUUAGAGUGACCUUUGAUCCAUCUGUUAAUUUUAUUUUGAAUUUAUAUAAUUUAAAUACAUGCGAAACUACUACAAUUGAAAUGCGGAGCAAACAAAUUUCAAAUGAUUGAUUGGAUAAAAAUUCCUUCAUACAAAAUGUUUGUUGUAUUUUGAUACAGAAUAUUUGGUGCUUUUAUGGUGACAACAACGUCAACAAAUAGGCAAACACUAAUACACAGACGCACGGCUAUACAAUAACAACGCACCCAUACACAGACACACAAAAAAGUAUAUAGAAAAUAGACAAAAGUGUGUGUACGUGCACACCAUCAUAGAAAUUGUAAAUAUGACGGAUGAAAAUAGUAUGCCGCCAUCGAUCACGUCCACCACUGGCUUCAUUGGUGAAUGUAAUACAAGCGGUGUGAGUAGCAGUACGGAACAAUUCAUAAUUUGCUGUAAAGUUUGUGGAUCAUUGAAUGGACUAAGACGGUGUUCACGUUGUAAAUCAGUUUAUUAUUGUUCACAAGUACAUCAACAAGUCGAUUGGAGAGUACAUAAAAUCGAGUGUAAAAAAUUUGCCACAAAUUUAGCAUCAAAAUCAAAUUCAACGAUGACAGUAGAAACACAACAAAACCAUGAUAGAUUAUUGGGUAAAAAUGGUGUUACAAAUACGGUAAACGGUGUGCCAUCGACAAAUGCGAAUGGAGUUUUAAAAAAGUCGACAAAUGCCCAACAAAAGGACGAACAAUACAAACGUCUUACGGAGAAUACAAUGCAAGUGAAUGUCAAUCUAAUGGAGAACAGUUUGGCGUCGAGUGAGCUACGCUAUGAUAGCUUGUGCAAGCAGAUAAUUCGUGAUAUGAAUAUGUAUGGAAUGUGUGUGGUUGAUGACUUUCUAGGCAUGAACUAUGGUUUGGGCAUUUUAAAUGAAGUUCAUGGACUAUACGCGGCCGGAGUAUUUCAAAAUGGACAAGUUGCAUCGAACACAGUUGAUGCCGACGUGAAAACAAUACGAGGUGAUAAGAUAACGUGGGUAAAGGGAACUGAACAACAUUGUCAAUCGAUUGGAUUUUUAAUAAAUCAAAUUGACACCGUUGUAAUAUCAGCAAAUCGAAUGAAGGACAAUGGCUUACUGGGUGAAUAUAAGAUACGGGAACGCACUAAGGCAAUGGUCGCUUGUUACCCCCCAACUGGUUCACAUUACAUUUUGCAUGUGGAUAAUCCAAAUCGAGAUGGUCGUGUAAUCACCGCUAUUUAUUAUUUGAAUCUUCAUUGGGAUGCCUUAAGAAGUGGCGGUUCACUCAGAAUAUUUCCCGAGCAUGGCAUGGGAGUGGCGGACAUAGAGCCUAAGUUUGAUCGCAUCAUAUUCUUUUGGUCAGAUCGAAGAAACCCCCAUGAAGUCCAACCCUCCCAUCGCACACGGUACGCAAUAACAGUGUGGUAUUUUGAUGCAGAUGAACGAGAAAUGGCCCUUUCUCAGUACAAAAACUAAAACAAGGCACCAAAAACACACAAACAUACAUUAUCAAAAUAUUAAACACAAUUUUACUUCGACUAGAUCUUAAGCGGAUAAAAAUGUUUAUUUAGUAGUAUUAAAAUAUUGUUGUAUAUAUUGAAUUUUUAUUUAAGAAUUUAUAAUAAUUAUUAUUAUUAUUAGUGCUGAUUCAAUUAACAUGAAUUUUGUUUUGUUGAUUAAAUCACGUGACGCUAAAUACUGAACUGAAACGUAUUUAAAACAAA